UCAUCUCUCUCUCCCUCUCUUCUGUAGCUGAAGGUGGAGAGGCAACGGCCAACUGGAUAGAAGGAGUAGCCAUCUUGGCUGCGGUAGUAAUUGUCGUCUUGGUAACAGCAUUCAACGACUGGUCCAAAGAGCGCCAGUUCCGGGGCCUGCAGAACAAGCUGGAGUCGGAGCAUACGAUAGCUGUGAUUCGAGCGGGAGACGUUGCACAAACAGUAGUCCAAGAUAUAGUAGUAGGGGAUGUAUGUCUAAUUAAAUAUGGUGACCUUUUACCUGCUGAUGGGGUCGUCAUCCAGAGCAACGACCUCAAGUUGGACGAGAGUUCACUCACCGGUGAAUCAGACGCCAUCAAGAAGGGCGUCGAAAGAGAUCCCAUGCUCCUCUCUGGAACUCAUGUCUUGGAAGGAAGCGGGAAGAUGGUCGUGACGGCUGUAGGUCUCAACUCACAGACGGGACAGAUCUUCUCCCUCCUACUAGAUGUCAAAGGUCAACGAGGCCAGAAGCUGGAGAUGGAAGAGGCAGCCAUUGGCAAUAAUGACAACAAGAGAAAAGUGAUAUACAUAGCUAAUAAUGUGCCGGUUGAUGGUAAGGCUGCCGAUGGCAACGCAGAGACAGAGGUCCCAGACACCAUGCCUGGGGAAGCCCCUCACAACGGCAAGAAGAAGAUGAUCAUUCCAGAGAGGGAUGAGGGCAUAUCGGAUGGGAAAUCUGUGCUCCAGGGCAAGCUCACCAAAUUGGCCAUCCAAAUUGGUUACGCAGGUUGCACUGUUGCCGUACUGACCACAUUAGUCUUAAUUUGCCGGUUCUGCAUCGUGGAGUAUGGCAUCCACAAGAAUAGCUGGAACAACAGUCACUUGCAGGAGUUUGUAGACUUCUUCAUCAUUGGUGUAACCGUGUUGGUGGUAGCUGUUCCGGAAGGUCUCCCUCUGGCUGUGACCAUUUCUUUGGCAUAUUCUGUCAAGAAAAUGUUGCACGAUAACAACUUGGUUAGGCAUCUGGACGCCUGCGAGACCAUGGGUAAUGCCACGGCGAUCUGUUCCGACAAGACAGGCACCCUGACCACCAACAGAAUGACGGUCGUCAAGAGCUUCAUCGGACGUAAGAUGUUUGUUGAGACACCAGGGAACAACGAGAUUGACAGUGAGGCAAGGCAUCUUCUGGUGGAAGGCAUCUCGGUCAACAGCAGCUACUCCUCUAGGAUUCUGCCUGCUGAACAGCAAGGUGAAAUGCCUCGUCAAAUUGGCAAUAAGACAGAGUGCGCCCUCUUGGGUUUCGUACUGGAUCUUCACGAAGAGUACCAGCUUUCAAGGGAUCGAUGGCCGGUGGAGAAGUACACAUGCGUGUACACCUUCAACUCAGCCAGGAAGUCCAUGAGUACGAUCGUCCCUCUCCCCGAAGGAGGGUUCAGGAUGUACUCUAAGGGCGCUUCAGAGAUCAUGCUUUCAAAGUGUGAGUACAUCCUUGAUGAGUCGGGUGAGGCGCAGCCAUUCCCUGCCAGCGAGAAGGAGAAGAUCGUCAAGGAGGUGAUUGAGAAGUGGGCCAUGGGGUCUGAGGACACUCUGUCUGGCCUACAAAUAUCACCAGACAAACCUACACCCCAGUGGGAGAAAGAGAACACCGUGGUCAAGGAACUGACCUGCAUCGCUCUGGUUGGCAUUGAGGAUCCAGUCAGGAAUGAGGUUCCACCAGCCAUUGCCGAUUGCCAGAGUGCCGGUAUCACCGUACGUAUGGUGACUGGUGAUAACGUGAACACAGCGCGCUCCAUAGCCGUCAAGUGUGGCAUCCUGAAGCAGGGGGAUGAUGCCCUGGUCAUGGAAGGAAGGGAGUUCAACAGGAGAAUCACAGAGAAUGGAGUGAUCAAGCAGCACCUGCUGGACAAGGUCUGGCCCAAACUGAGGGUGUUGGCCCGUUCCUCGCCCACAGACAAGCACACCUUGGUCAAAGGCAUCAUCGACAGUAAGCUUACAUCCAACAGGGAGGUGGUAGCUGUCACAGGAGAUGGAACCAACGAUGCACCCGCUCUCAAGAAGGCUGAUGUUGGAUUUGCCAUGGGUUUGGCUGGUACUGAUGUAGCCAAGGAAGCAUCCGAUAUCAUCUUAACAGACGACAACUUCACCAGCAUUGUGAAGGCUGUCAUGUGGGGGCGUAAUGUCUACGACUCCAUCGCCAAAUUCCUCCAAUUCCAGCUUACCGUCAAUUUAGUUGCCGUUACAGUAGCGUUCGUGGGAGCAUGCACAAUCAAUGAUAGUCCCCUGCGUGCCAUUCAGAUGCUGUGGGUCAAUCUCAUCAUGGAUUCCUUCGCCUCGCUGGCCCUGGCCACCGAGAUGCCCACGGAAGGCUUGCUCAAACGCAAGCCCUACGGCCGUACCAAGCCCCUUAUAUCUAGAAUUAUGAUGAGGAAUAUUAUAGGUCAUGCUGCCUUCCAAAUUGUUAUAAUAUUUACUAUUCUGUAUGCAGGUCCACAGCUAUUCGAUAUAGAUGAUGGUUCACAAGAGGGCCCAUCCGGGAGACCGACUCACCAUUUUACCAUCAUCUUCAACACCUUUGUACUAUUGCAAAUUUUCAAUGAAAUCAACUCGCGCAAAGUUCACGGCGAGCGAAACGUCUUCUCCAGUAUCCACACCAAUCCCAUUUUCCUCAUAGUUAUCAUUGGCACCUUAAUCGUUCAAGUAAUAUUAAUACAGUUUGGUAGCGUAGUGUUCAGCUCGACGGGCCUGACCCUGGAUGAGUGGAUGUGGUGUUUCUUUCUGGGUCUCUCCUCAUUGCUCUGGCAGCAGAUCAUCGCUUACGUCCCCACCAGGCAGCUGCCCCGCAUCUGCACGAUCGGCCGCAGCAGCGAGCCGGAACAUCUACCCUCUAUGACGCCCAUCGACGAAGACCAUCCCGACAGGGUGGACCAUAAACGGGCCCAGAUCCUGUGGAUGAGGGGGCUGACAAGACUUCAGCAACAGAUCCGUGUUGUGCACGCUUUCCAGUCAGGUCUCCAACACCGUAUCGAGCGCAAGAGCCUGAGUAACUCGGUCCACGAGUUCAUGUCCCCCGACAACACCUACGACAUCGAGACGACCAAGCAGGACCAGGACGCCGCCCCCAUGGUGUCCUUCAGCACCGGUACUGGAACCAGCUUUGAGACCCAGUUAUAAGGGAGCAAGCCGUGCUGUCAAGGUCGAGCUACACAGGAUGAGCAGCUUGUGAAUACGAGAUACAACAUCAGAAGUAUGAAGCAACCUGUUACAAGGUUGAACAUGGUGAACUAGUGCAGUUGCGCUAUUAAUAAGGACAAUAAUGUGAAGGUUUAGUGGACCAUGGAGAAACAUAACAAUAAGUGAGAAUGGC
Molecule: messenger RNA, 3333 nt
Organism: Strongylocentrotus purpuratus (purple sea urchin)
Lineage: Eukaryota; Metazoa; Echinodermata; Echinoidea; Camarodonta; Strongylocentrotidae
Gene: PMCA
Product: sperm plasma membrane calcium transporting ATPase
Biological process (GO): regulation of cytosolic calcium ion concentration; calcium ion transmembrane transport
Cellular component (GO): membrane; intracellular membrane-bounded organelle
Molecular function (GO): ATP binding; P-type calcium transporter activity; PDZ domain binding
Source: RefSeq, marked provisional